Ilex paraguariensis (yerba mate) is the source of this 5604-nucleotide messenger RNA. Lineage: Eukaryota; Viridiplantae; Streptophyta; Magnoliopsida; Aquifoliales; Aquifoliaceae. The record is from the annotation of a GenBank genome assembly.
UGACCACCCAAACCCUCACCCUUUUCUUCUCCUUCCUCUCUCUCUCUCUCUCUCUCUCUCUCUCUCUGCUGGUAGUGUCCAACAAAAGCUUUCCAACCUAAAAAUCUCUCAAAUCUCCCAUUCUGCUGCAAUCUGCACAAGCUCUCUGUCUAUUCUCUCUUACUCUCUCUGCUCUGGGACGACACAUCCUUUGAUUCACUCUCUCUCCCCCGAUCUUCUCGUCGUACUUCGUGACUUAUCGACAGUCCGAUGGCUCAGGACAAGCUCGAUCUCCCCGAUGAUCUCCUCUCAUCCAAACUGUCCGAUCAGUCUUUGACCUCCAAAGUGGAAACUUCCGGAGGAAGCGAUGAGGCAAAGGUGAUCAUUGGAUUACUUGAGGAGUCAAAAGAUCAAACAGCAUCAGAAGGCAACAUUCCUUUGUCUCCCCAAUGGCUGUAUGCUAAAACAAGUGAGACUAAGACGGAAAUGCGUGCACUGAGCUCCAUGUCACUUGGAAAUGCAGCUGACAUCAAUCAGAAGGAGGGUUCGCGUUCUGAAGGACCUGAUGACAAGAAAGAUUUUAGAAAAAUUAUUACUGAGACAGAAAGUGGCCGCCGCUGGCGUGAAGAAGAAAGGGAAACUGGUUUGCUUGGUAGAAGAGAUCGGAGGAAAAUGGAGCGUCGUGUUGACAGUGUGUCGGGAAGAGAACCUACUGAAAAUAUAUCUUUGCCCACCUCUGAUAGGUGGCAUGACAUUAGUAACCGUAGUUCUGGGCUUGAAGCGAGGCGUGAUAUCAAAUGGUCAUCUAGGUGGGGUCCUCAAGACAAGGAGAAGGAAACUCGGACUGAGAAGAGGACAGAUGUAGAGAAGGAAGAUAUCCACUAUGACAAUCAAUCAUUUGUUGGUAGCAGCCGUGCAGUUACCGAGCGUGAUUCAGAUUCUCGUGAUAAGUGGAGGCCACGCCAUAGAAUGGGGGGAAAUUCUGUUGGGCCAGGUUCUUUCCGAACUGCACCUGGAUUUGGACUCGAGAGAGGACGUGUGGAGAGUUCAAAUGUGGGGUUUACUUUGGGACGUGGAAGAUCUAGUGUAAGGCCUCCAUUUUCAGGUCCCAUUGGUGCAUCUCAUUUUGACAAGAAUGAAAGUGUCCUUGGGAAGCCAAGCCUGUUACCUGAUACAUUUAUCUAUCCAAGGGGGAAGCUUCUUGACAUUUACCGUAUGCAAAAGCUGGAUCCAUCUUUUGUGAACAUACCUGACAAUCUUGAGGAAGUACCUGAUGUAACAUGUCUAACCAUCAUUGAACCAUUAGCUUUUGUCUCUCCUGAUAUUGAAGAGGAGGCUGUCCUCGGCGAGAUAUGGCAUGGAAAAAUCACCAGUAGUGGGGUGUCGUACAAUUCAGUUAGAAAGGCCAGAUCAACUGAUAAUGAUGUCGGAGACUUAGAACUCACCAAUGCAAAACCAAGUGUACUCCCCACAGUUAUCCCUGAGGAGACAGUUGAUAUUGAAAAAGCUGCAAAUGAAAAUGGUCAUCAAGCUGAUAUUGAUAGCAUCUUUUGUGACAAUGGUCCGAAGAUGUACUUGGAUGGGGUAGAGGUUAGUCGUGUUAGGGAACAAAACGUUCCCGAGUCUCUGAUGGGGCCGAACACAGAUGAAGCUAUGUCAAAAAUGUCGAGAAGUAACGAUGUCAGCAUUACACAGGAGAUUGGCAGUGCUCACCAUGAUGUUUCUCAGUCCAUAGUUGCAGAUUGUACUGCUACCAAACAUCCUGUGUUCCAUACCAUCGAGUCUCUUGUUGCUUUUGAUACCAGUACCAAGCUUCCUGAUGAUUUGCACCCUCGAUGUGUGCUGCCAUCUUCUGAGCAGUGCUGGACUGGCCAUUUACAGCCCUUAGAGGGCAAUAUCAAUGAAAAGCAGUUUGAAAGGCAGAUACAACCUGAGGAGCUAAGUUUGUUUUACCGUGAUCCUCAAGGGGAGAUCCAGGGACCAUUUCUUGGGGUUGACAUCAUUUCAUGGUUUGAACAAGGGUUUUUUGGUACAGAUUUGCCAGUCCGCUUGGCAGAUGCUCCAGAAGAAAUACCUUUUCAAGAUUUGGGUGAGGUCAUGCCACAUUUGAUAGUUAAAUGUGGGUAUUCCAGUAGCGCCAAUUUAAGUUCUAAGGUAGAAGAGUCUAAAUUUUUUGAGGCAAAGCUGGAAGAUAAUAUACCUGCUUCUGUUCCUGUUUCUGCCUCUGAAAUCAUUUAUUCAGUUGCAUCUGAUGGCUGGCAGCCGUCUGAGUUUGAUGGUCCCUCUGCACAGUAUGUUCAGUCGAGAACAUCUGAGCCUGAAGGUCCAUUGCAACUCCCAUCUUCUGAGGGUCAAAGCUUUCAUGAUUUUGUUGCUGAAGAUGAAGAAAUUGUGUUUCCAGGAAGACCUGGCAGUAAUGGCAAUCCUAUUGGGCAGACUCCUAUGGGCAUUGUCAGUUCUUUUUCAAGUGAAUUGACAGACCCUGGCAUGCCAAUUCUGCAAGAUAAUAGAUUGCAUCCUCUCGGCUUGUUAUGGUCUGAGCUUGAAGGCUCUUAUACAAGGAAUGCCCAGUCAUCAAAUACACCUUUCAGCAGUGGCGUUCAGAAUCAACCUAUGGGCCCUAUAGCUGGAAGGGUUGCCCCUUAUGGUGCAAGGGCUGAUUCAGCUAAUGCUGCAGGGACACUGCCUGAUGUUUAUAGGAGAAAUACACUCCUGGACCCCAACUUCUAUGAAGAUGCUAUGGACUCUCACCAGUUGUCACGCAUGGAUCAAGAUUCCAAACGUUUUGAUUUAGCCGAGAAACGGUUAUCCCAACAGUUGCAACAACAGCAUCUCCAGCAGCAUAAUCUGUUAUCUCCUCAUUCCCACUUAAAUGAAACGAUGCUUGAACAAUUGCAAGGUCGGAAUUCUGUUCACCAACAACAAUUGGCCAGUCAGAAAGGGCAAGAUCUAGAACAUCUUUUGGCACUUCAGAUGCAACAGCAGAGGCAUCUUCAGCUUCAACAGCAUCAAUUGCAGCAACAGCAAAAGUUUCAUCAACAACAACUGCUAUUGAGGGAACAACGGCAGUCCGAGGCUCAACAGGUGCUUCUUGAACAAUUGCUGCAGAGCCAUAUGCGUGAGCCUGGCCGCGGGCAGUCACAUGUUGAUACUACUAGAUCCAACAAUGCUCUUGAUCAGAUUUUAUUAAAGCAGCACAUUCAAAAUGAACUCCAACAAUAUUCCCAUCAUCCUCCAAGGCAUGCUGACCCAUCCCUUGAGCAUCUCUUUCAAGGGAAAUUUGGACAAAUGACACACCAUGGUGAUCAAAGUGAUUUAUUUGAGCUCCUAUCACACGCCAAGCAUGGCCAGAGGCAGUCAUUGGAACAACAGUUCCUUCCGCAGGAACAGUUGCAGGCAAGGCAGUUGCCAAUGGGAUUGAGGCAGAGGAUGGAAAUGGAGGAAGAUAGGCUAAUUGGUUCUGUCUGGCCUGUUGAUGAAACCAAUCAGUUUCUUCGAACUCCUGCUGGUGCUCACCGAAUUAAUUCUGCAGGGUUUGGUCCAUUAGAUUUCUACCAGCAGCGUCAGAGAUUAUCUCCUGAGGAGCGUGUUGGUCAUCUUGAACGGAAUCUAUCAUUCCAGGAUCGACUCCAGCGAGGUCUUUAUGACCCUGGCUUACUUCCAUCUGAGCGCUCAAUGUCAUUACCUGUAGGUGAGCCAGGAAUGAACCUUGAUGUUGUGAAUUCCAUAGCUCGUGCACAAGGUUUAGAUAUGCAAGAACCAACUGCUGGUCAAGUGGCUGGGUUCUCCUCUGGUGUCUACCCUCAUCUCUCUCACCACCCUGUAGUUCCCAACCAGUUUCAUGCCUCACAUCUGGAUGCAGUGGAGGGACACUUUUCUGAGAGCAAUGGAUUGCUACAAAAUGACUGGAUGGAAUCCAGGAUUCAACAAUUGCAUCUUACUAAUGAGAGGCAGAAAAGGGAGGCAGAAGUCAGAAGGACUUCUGAAGAUCCGAGUUUAUGGAUGUCGGCUGGAACAAAUGAUGACAGUUCAAAGAGGUUGCUUAUGGAACUGCUUCAUUGGAAAUCAGGCCGUCAGGCUACUGAGAUGUUAGAUGUGAAUGACGGAGUAUCCCAUGAAAUAAGGGCACCUUCUGGUCCCUAUUCUGGGGCAAGCUCUUCGAAUCUUUCUUUCAGUCUUCUCUCAGAUCAAGAAGCAGGUCUGAGCCACCCAUUUGCUGUGGGGUCUUAUGGUUCGAAUUCUGGUGGACCAUCACUGGUUCAUAUAGGCAAUGAGAUAUCGAGUGGUUUGGAAAGUGGUGAAAGAUUGCUCCUUAGAUCUAAUUCUGGUGCACUAAAUGAAGGAGACUCAUUUUUUUCUGGCGUUAAUGAAACCCCUCAGGCAACUCACACAAACCCCAAUAUGAUGGCCAAACCAUCUGUGGAACGUGACUUCUUGGAUAUGCAGGGAAUAAAGCGAGGAUUGAAGAGUGAAGGUGGUAUGAUUCAGGGGCUAGCGUCCGAUACUCAAGGACUCAGGGCUGAGCAGGUGAUGUUCGCUGCUGUAGACCGUGGGGACAUGCCACCUGAUGUCAUCAGCCGGCAUAAUUCAAUUGGCACUGCUGGUGGGAAUGCAGGCUUCUACAAUGACAAAAUUGGACAACGUAGUCCUUUUCUAGAAGAGAUUGCUAAGGACCGGGUGCCAGCUAUACAAUCUAAAAGGCCAGAGAAUAUUUUACUGAAACGUCCUCCUGUUUCACAGACAUCGUCAUCCCAGGAAGGGUUGUCUGACCCGGCCUCUGACCCAGUCAUCAGGGGGAAAAACCCUCCGAGUAUGUUACCUUCAGAAGGAAGAAGAAGGGACACAGGAGGAAAUUCAGCAGACCAAGUCUCUGAUAUUAUGCCAUCUGGGAAGAAAGAUCUGCGUUUCAGACAUACCCCUUCUCUAGGUGAUACUGAUGUCUCAGAGACAUCAUUCAGUGAUAUGCUUAAAAGCAAUGCUAAGAAGGCAGCACUGCCAGAUGGUCAAGCAGCUGCUUUGGAUUCAUCAGAUGGAACACAAGGAGGCAAAAGUGGCAAAAAGAAAGGAAAGAAAGGGAAACAAAUUGAUCCUGCUCUUCUUGGGUUCAAGGUUACAAGUAAUCGCAUAAUGAUGGGUGAGAUCCAACACAUAGACGAGUAAUGAUUAGCAUAGGUUCUUAUCAUUUGUACAGGUUCCCUUUGGUGUAAAGCUUUUCGAAAUGAGUCUUCUUUUUGUUUGAUUUUACCCCAUCUGCAUCUCGUUUGUUAUGAUGUAGGGGUGAUAGAGAGGCUGGUGUAGCCGUGUAGAUAUAGAAAUCAAAGCCAAUUAGAGGGGUAAGGUGGUCAGUAAAACUUGUAUAGGCUAAUGAUUUUUUAAGAACAGAUGAAUCAAUGCAAAGAAUCAUACAUGCGAAUAAUUUGCCUCCACUGGGUUUCAAAUGUACCAUCACAACAUUCUUCAUGCGAAUUGUUUGACAGGACAGGAAAUAAAGUUAUUGUGGUUGCGUCGUUAUUGUUUUUCAUUCACUCGAGAGUAGAUGGGUUCAAUGUAGAACUUCCCCUGCCGUUCAGAUAGUUAAUAUUUUUGAGAGAUGGUCUGUUUGAAGUUAGAUGAUGAUUCCAGAAG